Molecule: messenger RNA, 2409 nt
Organism: Carassius gibelio (silver crucian carp)
Lineage: Eukaryota; Metazoa; Chordata; Actinopteri; Cypriniformes; Cyprinidae
Product: transmembrane protein 51
Exons: 3
Coding region: 278-1081 (267 amino acids)
Source: RefSeq, a predicted model, not a curated record
ACCAAGCGUCCUACUCAACUCUUUACAAAUGAGGAGUAGCACUCGACUUGAUUUUGAACAAAGUUCCUGUCUCCGAUUAAGCACACAAAGUUUAGAAGCAGAGCGAGUGGGACUGGUGUUAGAGUAUCCAUACAGCUUUUCCCUUGAAUGAAAGGAUCCUGUGGAGGCUCGGUUCACCUGCGGCUGGGAGCGACACCUGUCUCAGUGCUACUCGCAUCCUCCACAUUUGGACCACCCUUUCCAGGUGUAAGUGUAUUGAAGAGGAGCAUUAACAGCUAUGUGCUCCAGUGGGCACCCUCUGUGUUCAGGGAGCAGGCGUUCACCCGCCAAUAGAGAGGACAGUAGCUCAGGCUCCCAGUAUGCUCUCUGUGCACUGGGGGUGGGCCUGGUGGCCCUCGGUGUUGUCAUGAUCGUGUGGAGCAUUGUCCCUUCUGAAAUGACACCACUUCACAAUGCUACAAACCCGAAUAAUGGAAGUAACAGCGGUAAUGAAGGGAAGACAUCGUCUGUUGCAUUUGUGCUGGUUGGAGCUGGUAUUGCCAUGUUGCUCCUUGCUGUAUGUCUCCGGGUACGGCAAAGGAAGCAAAUGAGACAACGGGAAACUACAGGUGCAGGCGGUGCUGAUUAUGUGGAUCAAGUCCAUAGAGAUCAGGAUGAGGAAUCAACUGAUGAGCCAGCACCCAACUUUGAUGUCCCCACCUAUGAGGAGGCAGUCACCAGUGGACAGUACCCUGUUUGGCAGAGCAACUUGCGACAGAGCUACCAGCUGCCCUCGUAUGAAGAUCUGAUUGGUGCCGUUGAAAAUGAAGGCCAGCAGCCUAGAGAAGGUAAUGGCCAAGAGGCCUCUCAGCCAGCUCCUGGCCCCGCACCCCAACCUGCGGCACCCACUCGCAGCAGCAGCAGGGUCAGUCGCAUCCUCCGACCUCUCAGAGUGCGCAGGAUCAAGUCUGAGAAACUCCACAUGAAGGAUAUUCGUUUGAAUAUCCAAAACCCUGAACAGAGUAGAGCCGCUAUUGAACCGCUGACCCCACCACCACAGUAUGAGGACAAGCCCCCUCAACUACCCACAGAAGUAGUGUAAUGAUUUCAAUCAAUGGAUUUUGUUGAGUGUUUGCAUCUGAGGGUUGUUCGAGAAAUGUUGAUUCAUCUUUGUGGAAAAAGAAAUUUUUCUGAGAGCUGUAAAUGUAUCUCAAAAUCUGCCAAAUGAAUGUGCGCUGUCAGUGCUUCAUGGACAAAACACUGAAGCCUAUUUGAAUGUUUUUUUUUUUAACAGAACUUUUUAUAUUUGAAGAAUGGAUUGGAGUAGUGUAUUGUACUUUUUAUUUAAAACUCUAUGAGGAGGAAUAUGAAUGCCACAGCAUGUAGAGAGAGAGAGAGAGGGAGAGAGAGAGAAAACAAGAAAUACACGGUUCUUUGAACUCCCAAAGAACUACACCGUUUACUUCCAGAGAACUCCACUGUACUUUGCAAAAUAUAAAUACAAAACAAAUUCUUGUAAAAUAAUAAAUUACAACUGAAGAAUCCCAUCAGACUUUGGGUGAAAUGUUGGAAAUGCCACAUUCUAGUUACUGUUUUUGAAAAUAACUGCCAAAAAAAAAUAGAAUUUUUUUAAAAUUAUAUAAAAAUAUUAUUUUAAAUCUGAAUGUUCUAGUUUUUCUGCCUUUUUAUUAUUUUAUUUUUUACUCCGAAUAUAUAAUACAUUGAACUUGAUAUUGUAUUGUUGUGGCCAUGAAAUGCAGGGAUGGAAAAUUAAUUUAUUCAAUAGAAGAUUUAAUUCCAACUAAUUUAUUCAGUACCACUCCAAUUAAUAAUGUAAUACAUUUUUUCAGUAUGUGUUUGUUAACAUCGUGUCUGUUCUGUUUGCAACUUUGUCUGUUUUUUUUCCCCCAAAAUGUAUUGCUCACUGUAUUUUACGGGUGCAGCAUUUAAACUUAUUGAAAUUUAAUGAAAUUUAAAGUAUUCUCAAAACUCAUAGGACUAUUUAAUGUUAUUGUAGAACAAACUUUACAUUAAAGUAAAAUUCUAAUAAGUGAUAUAAGAAGAAGGGUUUGGAUAUCAAAAGAAAAUGCACCUUGGGGGACUCAACACUUAAUUACUGAUGUGCAAAUGAGCUUUUUAAAGAUGGGCUUAUUCCACCUGCAGUUUGAUGGGACAAACAAGACAUCAUGCUGCAGAUUGAAAACUUUCAAUAAUAAGUAUAUGUUGUUAGCCAAAACGGAUUUGUUUUAAUUCAGUUUAAUAAUUUCACUAUAGGGUGUAGAAUCUUGGUAAAAGGUGUGGCUUAUCUAAAGAUUUACUUUUGACAAAAGGCAUAAGAUUUUGUAAUUGAUGCAAUUCAAAUUUUAAAGCAGAAAAUAUCUGUAUUUUAUUUAUUUAUUUUUGGGACAUAAUAAAAUUGUUUAAAUCUUU